Molecule: messenger RNA, 369 nt
Organism: Suillus paluster
Lineage: Eukaryota; Fungi; Basidiomycota; Agaricomycetes; Boletales; Suillaceae
Exons: 3
Coding region: 1-369 (122 amino acids)
Cellular component (GO): ribonucleoprotein complex; cytoplasm; nucleus
Molecular function (GO): mRNA binding
Source: RefSeq, a predicted model, not a curated record
AUGGCUGCUCCAAGACCGACCUCAAAAUUGCCUCCAGGUGCUAACCGUAUACUCUUCGUCAAAAAUCUUAACUACCAGAUUACCGGGGAAGACUUGUACGACCUCUUUGGUCGAUACGGCAGCAUCAGGCAAAUACGCAUAGGGGAUGAGCAAAAGACGAAAGGGACUGCCUUUGUCGUGUUCGAUGAUGUUAUGGAUGCAAAAAAUGCACUCGAACAUCUAAACGGUUUCCAUCUGCAGGAGCGAUAUAUCGUGGUUCUGUAUCAUAUGCCAGCCAAGCAGGAUGCUGCUGCUGCUAAAGCUGAUCUAGCCCGAAGAGAGGAAGAACUAGCGCAGUUGAAGAAGAAGCAUAACAUCGUAGAUGAUUGA